AUGGCAAACUACGGAUAUGGCGGUGGAUACCAAACAACCUCAUACGGAGCGCAAGGCGGGGCAGAUGGAGGGGGAUUUAUGGGAGGAUCACAACAAGGAAGUCAGGAUAGUCCAGGAGGCAACAAGACAUAUGGGAAGGAUUCCCUGAGACCAGUCACAAUCAAGCAGAUCAUUGAUGCCAAUCAACCACACCCUGACGCCGAAUUCACCAUUGAUGGCUCUCCAGUUACCCAGCUCACCUUCAUCGGUCAAAUCAACCAAGUCUCCUCGCAAGCCACCAACACAACCUUCAAACUCGACGAUGGCACAGCCUUAAUCGAGGUCAAGCAAUGGGUAGACAGCGACGCAGAUCCGGAUGCUGCCAAAGACCUCCCUAGAGAAGGCGAAUACCUUCGCGUCUGGGGUCGUCUGAAGGCAUUCAAUAACAAGCGACACGUCGGAGCACAUAUGAUUCGCCCUGUUAAAGACUUUAACGAAGUCGGCUACCACCUCCUAGAAGCCACGGCCGUUCAUCUAUACUUCGUGCGCGGCCCUCCAGAGUCGCCGACUGGUACGAACGGAGCUGUUAAGAGUGAGGGUGGCGGACUGUUUGUAGAGCAGAAUCAUUACAGUGCUGGAACCGAGUCUAUAUCGUCGAAGGUUAAAAAUGCAAAUCUGUCAGUGACUGCGAGGAAGGUGUGGGAGUUUAUGAAGAACUCGCCUCAGAAUAAUGAGGGCCUGCAUGUUCAUAUGAUUGCUCAGACAAUGGGAAUUCCAGCGACUGAGAUAUUCAAGGCUGGGGAUGAGUUGCUGGGCAUAGGAGCUGUCUAUACUACGGUGGAUGACGAGACAUGGGCUGUUUUGGAAAUUUAG
This is a messenger RNA of Cadophora gregata, 852 nucleotides long. It is a transcript of the gene RFA2, whose product is annotated as replication factor A protein 2. The coding region runs from base 1 to 852 and encodes 283 amino acids. Gene Ontology annotation, biological process: nucleotide-excision repair; DNA replication; double-strand break repair via homologous recombination. The transcript has 5 exons. Gene Ontology annotation, cellular component: chromosome, telomeric region; nucleus; DNA replication factor A complex. NCBI's taxonomy places the organism in Eukaryota, Fungi, Ascomycota, Leotiomycetes, Helotiales, Ploettnerulaceae. Gene Ontology annotation, molecular function: DNA binding. The record is from RefSeq and is a predicted model, not a curated record.